AUGGAGGAUGCAUUGAAAACAUCGACAGUUGGGCUACGGCGUUUGUUUUACAUGGUAACACCGAAUGAAACAUCGUUCAAAGAUGUGGAAGAUGUUCCUAAAUAUAUCGACGAGGCACUUCCUGUAUUCAUAUUACUGGUAAUGAUCGAGAUCCCGAUACUCUUCGUUCAAGGGAAGCCACUUCCGAGAUUCAAUGAUACUUUCAGUUCUUUGGCAGCAGGAAUUAUCUCAGAAUUUCACAAUUUGCUGUUUCGAGGUACUAACUUAGCAACCUAUAUCUGGGUGUACGAGCGUUGGAACAUCAUAUCCCUACCCUGGGACAGUCCAUGGACUUGGUUAUUUGGUCUGGUGUUCGUGGAUUUUGGAUACUACUGGGUACACAGAACAGGGCAUGAGAUGAACAUCAUGUGGGCAGGACACCAGACUCAUCACAGCUCUGAAGAUUACAACCUGAGUACUGCACUACGACAAUCCGCCAUUCACAGAUACUUUAAUUGGAUGUUCUACCUGCCACUGGCUUUGUUCAUGCCUCCCUCAGUCUUUCUUGUCCACCUCCAGUUCAACCUACUUUACCAGUUUUGGAUCCACACAGAGACUGUGAGAAGUGUGGGUCCUUUGGAGUGGAUACUGAACACACCAAGUCACCAUCGUGUCCAUCACGGUCGGAACCCUUAUUGUAUUGACAAGAACUAUGCAGGCGUCUUCAUUGUAUUUGAUCGACUUUUCGGGACUUUCCAAGCGGAGGAGGAGAAGGUUAUUUAUGGACUGGUACAUCCACUUCAGACCUGGGAUCCUAUCAAUGCACAGAUCUGCCAUUUCAAGUACAUGAUACAAAAAGUUCAGGAAGAAAAGGGCUUCAGCAACAAGAUGGGAGUCAUUUUUAAAGGUCCAGGCUGGUCGCCAGGGAAACCAUGGACAGGUUUACCUGAGGAUAUUCCAGAGGUUAAGGAACCAGUGCAGAAGUACGACAAAGAUGUUCCAUUGUGGACUAACCUGUACAUAUUUUUUCACUUUGCACUUAUGAUCGUUGCAUCAGGAGUAGUGGCCAAAAUCGGAAAGGGUAUGUCGCCAAUUUCUGUCGUGGCCUUUAUCCUGUACAUGUUAUUCUCCCUGACAAGCUUCGGAGCUAUUUAUGAUAACAGGAGUUAUGCCCCUAUAAUGGAACUCUUUAGAUGUGGUGCGUUUCUUGUUGUGACGAAAUUCACCCUUCCAGUGACGUCAUCCAUGGUAACUCUUGGUUACGGCCUGAGUUUGAUUUAUGUUGCGUCUGCUGGUAUUUGGCUAUGUAUCAGUUUGAGACAAAAUCUGCUGGUGAGGAAAGUCAAGGCUUUAUAG
Ylistrum balloti is the source of this 1335-nucleotide messenger RNA. Its product is annotated as alkylglycerol monooxygenase-like. The record is from RefSeq and is a predicted model, not a curated record. The transcript is spliced from 11 exons. Bases 1 to 1335 code for a protein of 444 amino acids. Lineage: Eukaryota; Metazoa; Mollusca; Bivalvia; Pectinida; Pectinidae. Gene Ontology annotation, molecular function: iron ion binding; oxidoreductase activity. Gene Ontology annotation, cellular component: endoplasmic reticulum. Gene Ontology annotation, biological process: lipid biosynthetic process.